Messenger RNA from Serpula lacrymans var. lacrymans S7.9, 476 nucleotides. RefSeq lists its product as uncharacterized. Gene Ontology annotation, cellular component: RNA polymerase II, core complex. Gene Ontology annotation, molecular function: DNA-directed RNA polymerase activity; nucleic acid binding; zinc ion binding. NCBI's taxonomy places the organism in Eukaryota, Fungi, Basidiomycota, Agaricomycetes, Boletales, Serpulaceae. Gene Ontology annotation, biological process: transcription initiation at RNA polymerase II promoter; DNA-templated transcription; transcription-coupled nucleotide-excision repair. The record is from RefSeq and is a predicted model, not a curated record. The transcript has 5 exons. Bases 48 to 419 code for a protein of 123 amino acids.
GGAGUUUGAAACGCAUCUUGACCUCGAACAUUUAUCGCUGGUAUAGCAUGGCCUCCUUACAUUUCUGUUCCGAAUGCAACAAUCUCCUGUACCCAAAGGCCGACCAGCAACGUCGUAUCAUGGUCUAUGCUUGCAGAAUAUGUCCUUACGAUGAGAUAGGCGAAAACAAGUGUGUCUAUCGCAACGAUUUGUUGACUGUAACGAAGGAGCAAGUAGGAGUUACUACAGAUUUAGGUGCUGACCCUACUUUGGCGCAUUCAAAUAUACCAUGCCCGCAGUGCGGUCAUGAGGAUGCCGUUUUAUAUCAGGACCAGUCAAAGCGAAAGGAAACUCGCAUGAUAUUAUUCUUUGUCUGCACAAAAUGCAAUCAUAGCUUCACGGAUCCGACGCUACCACUGGACAAUAGACCGGAUACAUAAUAUGGUAGUGUCGACUUGAUAUUAAAAUACAGAAUUUCAAUAUCAUGAAAUAAAUGG